UUACAAAUGACGUGAUUGGCGCCAAUUUCUAAAGGUUAUGUCAGAUUAUAAUGCAGUUCCAUACUCAACGUUGUAAUUUAAUCAAAAGUAGUCAUUAGCGAUGAAUGACAUAAGCAUAGAAGAAAGUGAGAUCGAUAACAUAUUGAUAUGAUCGACAUCACUGACUAAAAAUAUUCCGGAAAUACGAGGCAGAAUGGAAUCCAACGAGACAUAUCAAGACAAGAAUGAUAAUAAGGCAAAAGAUAACUAUACAAAUUUCACGACAUCAAUCCCGCUACUGAAUGAAUUGUUUCAUGUACAUUAUAAGGUUGGGGAAGGAGCAUUCAGUUCUGUCUAUCUAGCUACUCUAAAAUCUUCCAAUACACAUAAGAAAUUUGCAUUGAAGAAAUUGAUUCCUACUUGCCAUCCCGAGAGAAUCGAACGGGAAUUGCAUUGCUUGCAGCAGAUAGGGGGAAAAGAUUACAUUGUUGGAUUAGAACUUUGUUUAAGACACUGUGGCUCAGUAGUAUUUGUAAUGCCAUAUAUGAGACAUGACAAAUUCUCAGAGUAUAUUCAAGACAUGACUGUUGAAGAAACAAAGGAUUACAUGAGAGCACUACUAACUGCUCUACGAAGAGUUCAUAAUUUUCAUAUAAUUCACAGGGAUGUAAAACCCAGUAACUUUCUUUAUGAUCGUACAAAUAGAAGAUAUUUGUUAGUGGACUUUGGCCUCGCUCAAGAAUGUAGUGUAGAAAAACUAAAAAAUCUGAGGAAGUUAAGCAGAGAAAGCACUGAAGUGAAUACAAAACGAAAGAGAUCUGAUGAAAAUAAUUUAAGCCUUCGACCUGAUUCUAUCGCUAAGAAGAGCAUGGAUAACAAAUGUUAUUGUUUCGGGAAACCUAAAGUUUGUGCGAUAUGUUUAAAACUGCCACAGCAAUCGGCACCUCGUGCAGGCACGCCUGGAUAUCGUGCUCCAGAGGUUUUACUGAAAUAUCCUUUACAAACGUCAGCAAUUGAUAUUUGGGCUUGCGGUGUAAUGAUGCUGUGCAUACUUAGCGGCUCGCAACCAUUUUUCCAUUCGCCCGAUGAUUGCACAGCUUUAGCGGAGAUUACAACAAUAUUUGGUUCUAAUGAAAUACAAAAGUGUGCGCAAAAAUUAGGUAUUUUAGGAAUAUUACAGUCGCAACAAAUCAUUUAUUUACUCUUUUUGUUUCAUUUUUUAUUUUAUUAUGUUUAUUAUAUUUACUUUUCUUUUCAUUUGAUUCAGGAAAAAAAGUUAUCUUUAGUGAAAAUUUACCAGGAAUUAAUAUUAUGUCUUUAUGUUUAAAGUUAAAAGAAAGAAACAAAACCAUGUUUAGUAGAGAGAAUAGUUCAUUUGCCAGAUAUCAAAUAUCCUGAGGAAGCGUACAAUUUUUUAAUGAGACUUCUAGAUUUGGAUUACAAAACACGUAUUA
Molecule: messenger RNA, 1433 nt
Organism: Pogonomyrmex barbatus (red harvester ant)
Lineage: Eukaryota; Metazoa; Arthropoda; Insecta; Hymenoptera; Formicidae
Product: non-specific serine/threonine protein kinase Cdc7
Biological process (GO): mitotic DNA damage checkpoint signaling; protein phosphorylation
Cellular component (GO): nucleus
Molecular function (GO): protein serine/threonine kinase activity; ATP binding
Source: RefSeq, a predicted model, not a curated record